Alosa sapidissima (American shad) is the source of this 2955-nucleotide messenger RNA. It is a transcript of the gene lnp1, whose product is annotated as leukemia NUP98 fusion partner 1. The coding region runs from base 1 to 774 and encodes 257 amino acids. The transcript is spliced from 5 exons. Lineage: Eukaryota; Metazoa; Chordata; Actinopteri; Clupeiformes; Clupeidae. The record is from RefSeq and is a predicted model, not a curated record.
AUGAGCAAAAGCUGUGAGCCCCGCCAGGAGCUCCACGUGUCACCGGUCGCCAAGCUGUCUCUCCGGCUACUCCCCGCCAUCAUCCUGGACAAUGAUGAGGAUGACGAUGGCAACUUCACCAACUGGAUGAGCAGCUACUGGGGCCACGGCGGCGAUGGCGGCGGCGGGCAUUCCAAAGAGCGCAAGCACAGCUUCCGGGGAAACGCCUCGCGACACAAAGCUGACCGCCGGGCCUCCCUGCCCUGCCCGUCACAGUUGGAUGCUAUGCACCUAAACCGAAUCCAUGCAGCCGCAAUGGCUCCUGCCCCCGCGCACAUGAAGGGCCGAGAGGACAAGGAGUUCCGGUCGCAUCCUCGCGCUCGCCGCGUCUCCUCUGACGAGAACAGUCGCAAGAGCAACAUCCCUGAGCAACAUCCCAUCACCCCCAUCCCCGAGCUCGCAGAAUCCUUUGAGAGGAGACUACGGUUCCGCAACCAGAAAGUCAUGUCAUUGAUUUUGUGGUUGCAGGGUGACGCAGAUAAUGUAUGUCUUCUUUGCCAUGAGGAAAAACGCAAUGGUCAAGUCCAAGAAUUGCACUGCUCACAUCGAUUCCACAAAGAGCCUGGAAGGAAACCGGAGCAGGUGCGUCCCCGCAGUGGAAGCUCAGCAGCCACCUGUGAGCGGAGGAAGUGUGGGGACGAGAACAGGAAGUCGGGAGAGGCGGCUAUCUCCACGGAGCAGGAAGACUACCACCAUGUCCCCCGCCGCCAGCUCUCCCUACGGCGCCAACGCUAGCAGUGCCAACACAAAGCUACUGUUUAACAUCAGCAGCAGACACCCCUGGGUCUUUUUUCAGUAAUUUUGAAGUGUGUCUUGUUGGGUCAUAGUACAGGAUUGGCAUCAGAGUGUUUCCAUGGUUUCAUACCCCACAAAAGAAGAGAAACUAGCACAACAAUUCCUAUUUAUUUAUAUAUAUAUUUUUUAAGGGUAUGGGUGUUGGAAACUGAUGUGAAAAUUCCACUAGUCAACACCAUUAUGGCUUCAAUGUCAACAAAAAUAAACCAUCUUCAUUUUUGCAUGCCUAGCACCAACGCAUUGUCUUGAAAUUUCUAAAAAGACAUUUUUGUUUAAAACAUUUCCAAAAAUGGAAAUGUUUCACAAUUUGCUUUUUGAAUGGCUGUUUUUGAAGCCCAAUUCACAACCAUUAGCCAUACAGUAAGUUAAUGUGCUGCUCUUUGAUAUUCAUUCUGUAAGGUAUACACACAAUAAUGUAAAUAGUCAAAUCCUCUGUUCAUAAUGCACCAUAAUGUUGAUGUAUAUAGAUGUUGACUGUAUUGUUGAUAUUCCUCGUGGGUUGUCUAUGGAAAAGGUCACAGCCUUUGUGCGAGUGACCUGUGUAGGAUCUGCUGUUGGGUUACAGGGUUGUGUCUUUAAUCACUGGACGAGUGGUAAGAGGUUGAAGCUAAAUAGGUCACCAACCCUCACUGGAAACUAGUUGGAGGCUACAUGGGAUCCGGCCUCUGCAACAGAAAUCAAUAGUAAUCUUUCACCUACACGUUUCACUGAGGCAGCAGUGUGUAGAGAAUGGGUGUGAAAGCAUGUUGGUGGUGGAUGUUCACUGCCAUUGUGUUACCCCAACCCACUGGAGAGGCCUUUCUCUAUAUAUCAGCAUCAAUUGUCACCCAUUAAUACAGUAAUGUAGGCAUGACAGAAAAAAUGCUGUGUUUUCACUGUUUCUGUGCAUAUACACAUCUUCUUUUUUGGCCUUAAAAUUUUAAACAAAAACUUCAAAAACACUAGAGACCAACAUAUGAUUGUGUACAGUGCAAUAAACUAAUAGAUAGAUUAUUUUCCUCAGACUUCCAUCACUGGAAGAGUUCCAGAUGCUCUGUUAGGUCAACGGAGACUACAGAGAUACUCCAGCAUCCAUAGAGUGCUAUGGAUUUAUUUUAGCAUGUGUUUAUCUUACAGUGAGCAUGUCAGACAGGCAAUACCUUGUUGGCAUACUUUCUCUAACAGUCCGUUGUUGUGUUGCAGUGCCUCGAGCAGUGGUUUUGGAAUCAGCGCACGUGUCCCAUCUGCAAAGCCAAAGUGGCCAUGCCUGCGCCCCUCUACUGGUCCUCUGCACGUGUCCAGUUCCCCUGAUGGUGUUUCCGGUUACCCAGCAUGUCCCUCUCUCUCCUCCUCCUCUGCAUGCGACCCCUCCCUUCGAGCAGACUGUUGAUCAGCUUGUUGUGGUGUUAGGUUGAACUCUUCAGAAAAGUGGAGCAAGUUCAGAGGACAUCUAACAGAGCACCCUAAUCUGAGAGUGUAGCAGGGCUGCAUGCUUCCCUGGCUGUCCCCACUUCUGGGUCAUAUGUUUUCUUGAGUUUGAGUUUGUUUUUAUUUCCCCAUGGUUUUGUAGGAAGCAGGGGGUAUGGGGUAUGAAAUGUGGGGUUUUAUGCCCAUGAACUGUGGAUGUUCCUUCCCCACAUGACCGUUUUGGGGUCAGUUGUUGAGCCUAGAUCUCAUGUGGAUCUCAUGUUGGGCAAUGUUAGGAGUCAGGACAUCUGAGGUGUAGACAGUUCAGUGUCAGCUAUGGGUAUGCCACAUUCUUCCUGCCCAAUGACUGUGUAUUUAUAGGUAGGGCAAGAUUUCAUUACUUCACAACUAUGAGCUGUGGUUUAAUAAUGAAGUGAAAAAUGAAGACGCUCAGCCCACAGAUUAUGGUUUACAUCUUUCAAAAGUUCGGAGUCACAUUUCCUUGUUUUUGAACAGAUUGUUAAUGCAGUAUCUACAGAUCCUACUUUUGUUAAGUAGUAAAACACCAGUGUCAGCAUCAACAGAAGAGGUGACUUCUGGUGACCCACACUUUUGAACAACAGUCAGCCAUAGUCAACUAGCCUGGGAAUACCCAUGCAAACUUUUGGCAAAUUUGGUAUUUUCUCUGCAGGUCCGUCUGGCCAAGAGGCUAUUGAAGCCCAUUUCCAAUGUCCC